Fusarium mangiferae is the source of this 1020-nucleotide messenger RNA. Its product is annotated as pathogenicity MAP kinase 1. The record is from RefSeq and is a predicted model, not a curated record. Gene Ontology annotation, cellular component: cytoplasm; nucleus. Gene Ontology annotation, biological process: protein phosphorylation; intracellular signal transduction. Bases 1 to 1020 code for a protein of 339 amino acids. NCBI's taxonomy places the organism in Eukaryota, Fungi, Ascomycota, Sordariomycetes, Hypocreales, Nectriaceae. The transcript has 4 exons. Gene Ontology annotation, molecular function: MAP kinase activity; ATP binding.
AUGCCUCGACCGAAUCCCCCUAACGCUUCAGGAUCUCGCAAGAUUUCGUUCAAUGUGAGCGAGCAGUAUAAUGUCCAAGAUGUUGUCGGCGAGGGUGCUUAUGGUGUAGUCUGCUCUGCCAUUCACAAGCCCUCAAGCCAAAAGGUUGCCAUCAAGAAGAUCACUCCUUUCGACCACUCCAUGUUCUGUCUAAGAACUCUACGAGAGAUGAAGCUAUUGCAGUACUUCAACCACGAAAACAUCAUCUCCAUUCUCGACAUUCAGAAGCCCCGAGAUUAUGAAUCAUUCAACGAAGUCUACAUAAUCCAGGAGCUGAUGGAGACGGACAUGCACCGAGUCAUCCGUACCCAAGACCUUUCUGACGACCACUGCCAGUACUUCAUCUACCAGACCCUCCGCGCCCUCAAGGCCAUGCACUCAGCCAACGUGCUGCACCGAGACUUGAAGCCCUCCAACCUCCUCCUCAACGCUAACUGUGAUCUCAAGGUCUGCGAUUUUGGUCUUGCGCGAUCCGCUGCUUCGCAGGAGGACAACUCCGGUUUCAUGACUGAAUAUGUCGCGACUCGAUGGUACCGUGCGCCCGAGAUCAUGUUGACUUUCAAGGAGUACACCAAGGCUAUUGAUGUGUGGUCGGUCGGCUGCAUUCUCGCCGAGAUGCUAAGCGGCAAGCCCCUAUUCCCUGGCAAGGACUACUACUACGGAAUCAAGUCGCGCCGCGCUCGAGAAUACAUUCGAUCGCUUCCCUUGAAGAAAAAGGUUCCCUUCCGAACUCUAUUUCCCAAGACCUCGGAUCUGGCCCUCGACCUGCUCGAGAAGCUCCUCGCAUUCAACCCCGUUAAGCGCAUUACCGUGGAGGAGGCUCUGAAGCACCCAUACCUGGAGCCUUACCACGAUCCGGAGGACGAGCCAAUUGCGCCCCCGAUCCCCGAGGAGUUUUUUGACUUUGGCAAGCACAAGGAGAGCCUGAGCAAGGAGCAGCUGAAGCAGCUGAUCUAUCAGGAGAUUAUGAGGCAAAAGUGA